AACUGCUUACUUUUCCAUCAAUAUCUUUGCCGUUAAGUCCUCCGAUCAGGGCGCCGCGCGUCCCGUCACCGAUAAUUCACCAAUUCUAUUUCUCCCGGCAAGAUUCACUGAUUUGCUUUAUCCUUAUUCUUCUGUUAUUCCGUCUCCGUCACGAUCACGGCCGGUGGUUCGGGAGAAGGAAUGCAGAAAUCGGCGUUCAUUACAGACGGUGAAAUUCACCAUCACUCCUUUUCCUCCGCGUCUCAGAGACACGUUAGCUACAGCUGCGGUUCUUGUGGAUAUGAAUUAAACCUAGGCUCCUCCAAUCGAAAAACCUCAACUAUUGGCUCAAAAUAUGGAAAAUCAAUAAAGCGAGGGAUCAUAUCAUUCUUCAAUAUUGAUGAGAGCAGAUUUACACAGGUUGAUGAGUUCCAUUGCAUUCCUUACCUUUCAAAGCUCUCUUGGGGUUUGUUUGGUCGUAAAACCAAACUUCUUUGCCGCAAGUGUGGCAACUAUAUUGGAACUGCUUAUGAGAGCAAAACUCCACCCUACCCACUUGUAUUAGAUGAAUCAGAUUCAUCAUCAGGGAAUGAAGUCUCUGGUUAUAGAAAAUAUGAUGUUAGAAUUCGUGCCUUACAACCUUCCACUGCUGAAGAAUUUGGCAUUCCCCUAGUAGCCAUGGCAUCUUCGGAUACAAAGCUUGCAGAACAGCUGAAGGAAGUUGAGAACAUGCUUAUGUUUCCUCCUCCUUCGGUCCCUGAGCUUCUCCCUCUUCUGGAUUUCACAGAACUCUCCAUACAGGUCAAGUAUGUCUUCCUUCUUGCGCUCUUUUUAACCCAUGCCGCCGCCGUCUCUCCACUGAAGAGAAACUGUGAUUUUCCAGCAAUCUUCAACUUUGGUGACUCAAACUCAGACACAGGUGGGUUUUCUGCUGUGUUUUAUCCUCCUCCUCCCCCGUAUGGAGAGACAUUUUUUCAUAUGCCGGCCAAGAGAUUCUCUGAUGGACGCCUCCUGAUCGAUUUCAUUGCUAAGGGUCUUGGUCUUCCAUUUCUGGACUCAUAUCUUGAUUCUCUGGGAACCAACUUCAAUCAUGGUGGGAUAAUUGGAAGUUUAAUGCCCAACAAGGAAUAUUUUCAAGAAGCUUUGUAUACAUUUGAUAUCGGCCAGAACGAUCUAGCUGAAGGGUUCUUUUCUAACAUGACCGUAGAGGAAGUGAAUGCAUCUGUUCCUGACAUAGUCAACAAAUUCUCAACAAAUGUUAAGGAAAUAUACAGUCUGGGAGCAAGAUCAUUUUGGAUUCAUAACACAGGACCCAUUGGUUGCCUGCCUUACAUUUUGUCCGACUUUCCCUCUGCAAGAAAGGAUGGUGCUGGCUGCGCGAUGCCUUACAAUGAAGUAGCUCAGUACUUCAAUGUCAAGUUAAAGGAGGCCGUAGUUGAAAUUAGGAAGGAAUUCCCUCUUGCUACAUUCACAUACGUGGAUAUCUACUCUGUCAAGUACUCCCUCUUUGCUGAACCACAGAAACACGGAUUUGAGCUGCCACUUGUAUCCUGCUGUGGGUAUGGAGGGGAGUACAACUACAACAACAAUGACAUUUGUGGAAGCACAAUCAUGGUUAAUGGCACAGAGGUGUUUAUCGGAUCAUGCAAGAACCCAUCAGUUCGAGUGGUAUGGGAUGGAAUUCACUACACUGAAGCAGCUAACAAGUUUAUUUUUGAUCAAAUUACGAAUGGAUUGUUCUCAGACCCACCAGUUCCACUGAACAUGGCAUGUUAGAAGACCUCUGUUUAAGAUGGUAUCAAAUAAAAUGUAGUCAUGUGAAUGUCUGUCCUGAGUUAGUGUCCUUUAAAUGGGAAUGAAUAAGUUGCCUUUUU
Molecule: messenger RNA, 1853 nt
Organism: Rubroshorea leprosula
Lineage: Eukaryota; Viridiplantae; Streptophyta; Magnoliopsida; Malvales; Dipterocarpaceae
Source: the annotation of a GenBank genome assembly